AUGUAUGUGAAAUGGUUUGAUACAGUAAUGUUAUACUAUGUGAUUUUAGUGUAUUUAGUAAAUGUCACUUUUUGUCAUUUUCAAAUUUCCCGCCAGUUCCGUCCCCCAUACGUCCCGACGUUUUGCAGGGUGGGAACCCGGAAGACAGAUGCUGGCAUCCCGCCGGAGGACCAUUACAGGGGACACUGCAGGAGGGAGAUCGCGGGAGAGCAGGACAAGGUAAGAGAAGAACAGAUCCCGGAGCAGCAGUGCCGCAUGGUUAGCCCAAGUGUAGCUCAGGGUUACCGCUUGUGCUACACUCGGGAAUACCGCUAGGGAGAGGCUACG
Staurois parvus is the source of this 327-nucleotide messenger RNA. The record is from the annotation of a GenBank genome assembly. NCBI's taxonomy places the organism in Eukaryota, Metazoa, Chordata, Amphibia, Anura, Ranidae.